This is a messenger RNA of Amborella trichopoda, 3125 nucleotides long. RefSeq lists its product as uncharacterized. The record is from RefSeq and is a predicted model, not a curated record. Lineage: Eukaryota; Viridiplantae; Streptophyta; Magnoliopsida; Amborellales; Amborellaceae.
CAGUGGGGUUCAGUCGAGUUAGAGAGAGAAACAAAGAGGCAUGUGGAGGAACUUAGAGAGAGAAAGACGCCCACAUAUUGCUCUCUCACUCUAAGUUAGAGAGAGAAACACCCCCACAUAUUCUCCCCUUCACUCUAAACCCGGCGGCUAUGCCCACUGCUCUUGCCUCAGUGUAAGAGCGAGAGUGUAGAGAGAGAAAGUAGGGAAGCACGGACUGUGAGGAACAUAGGGAAGACCCAGUUGAAAACCGGCGCUCAGAGCCCAAGCAGGUGUAAUCAGGGUGAAGAGAGAGAAAGUCGUCUAGAGAGAGAAAUAUCGAUGACCCAGGUGGUGGAACAGAGGUGAGAGGACCUUAUGUGAGGUGGGUUGAUCAAAGGUGCGAGCUUUAUAGAGAGAGGAGAUGGUGGGUCUCGCGCCGUGGCCGGGUUCGAGCUCCUGGCGAGCUUGGGGCUCGAGCUGUGUCCCCUGAUGUGAGAGAGAGUGCCAUGGAGGAGUGAGAAACGGGCUUUCUCUCUCAUGGCGAGCACCCCUGGUUUCGAAGACGAUGUCUCUACAAAAGCAGUGCUCAAGCGCUAUGAAGGCUUGACGACUGUCCGCUCGAAGGCCAUUAAAGGCAAGGGAGCUUGGUAUUGGGCUCAUCUCGAGCCCAUCCUGGUUCAAAACCAGGACACUGGAGCGCCCAAAGCUGUAAAGCUUCGAUGCUCUCUCUGCAACUCUCUCUUCUCUGCUUCCAACCCUUCGAGAACCGCUUCCGAGCACCUAAAGCGAGGAACUUGCCCCAAUUUCACUGCAAAUCUCCCAAAACCUCUCUCUAGCUUCCCCACCAUUCGCCCCAUCUCACCAUCUUCCCUCUCUACCCCAACUGCUACCUCUUCUCACCACUCUAGAAAGAGAAACCCCGUUCACCACCAUCAGCAUUCUCAGCCCCAACCUCUCGCCAUGGUCGAAUCCUCUCGAUUUUGCGAGGUGGUUUACCCCACCCCUCUGAUGCUAUCGGGUGGAAAAGAGGAUUUGGGUGCUCUUGCUAUGCUUGAGGAUAGUGUGAAAAAGCUCAAGAGCCCAGGUGGUAAGGCCUCUCCAGGCCCUGUUCUCACCAAAAACCAGGCCGAAACAGCUUUCAACCUUCUCAGUGAUUGGCUCUAUGAGUCUUGUGGUGGUGUGUCUCUCUCUAGCCUCGAGCACCCUAAAUUCAAGUCCUUUCUCUCUCAUCUAGGUGUCCCCCCGAUUUCUCGUAAGGAAAUUGCAGGCCCAAGGCUUGAUGCGAGGUAUGAAGAGGUGAAAAACGAAUCGGAAGCGAAGCUUAGAGACGCCAUGUUCUUUCAGGUCUCUUCUGAUGGUUGGAAACCGAAACCCCAUUUCUCUUCUCCCUUCUCUUCUUUUGGAGAGAACUUGGUUUCGAUCACAGUUAACCUCCCUAAUGGAACCAGUCUUUUUAGAAAGGCAGUUUUCACUACUGGCUCUGUUCCUUCAAAUUUUGCAGAGGAAACACUUUGGGAUAGCGUAAAUGCAAUUUGCAAUGGUGGGGUUGUUCAGAGAUGUGUUGGUAUAGUUGCCGAUAGGUUCAAAGCCAAGGCUUUGAGGAAUUUGGAGUCUGAAAACCAUUGGAUGGUGAACCUUUCUUGCCAAUUCCAAGGGUUCAAUAGCUUGAUCAAGGAUUUUGGCAAACAGCUCCCUUUGUUUCGAAAAGUAGCUGAGAAUUGCCUAAAAAUCGCAAAUGUCUUUAACUCGAAAGCUCAAUUGAGAGCUGGGUUUGAGAAGUCGCAGUUGCAGGAGCUUGAUCAGGUGGGGCUGAUCAGAGUCUUGCCAGAAAACCAUUUAUCAGGUGGGUUUUCUGGCGAAAACUUCCCUCUGAUUUGCCCCACUUUAGAGGACAUCAUGGCCACUGCUCGAGCUCUGCAACUUGCUGUAAUGGAUGACUCCUUUAAGCUUCUUUGCUCACAGGAUCCUCUUGCCAGAGAAGUUGCAGAUAUAAUUGGAGACAUGGGUUUUUGGAACGAAUUAGAGGCAGUUCUUUCUCUCACUAAGUUGGUCAAGACAAUGGCUCAAGAGAUCGAAACCGAGAGGCCUUUAGUUGGGCAAUGCCUGCCAUUGUGGGAGGAGCUUCGCACCAAAGUGAAAGAAUGGUGUGUCAAGUUCAAUGUACAGGAGGGGCAAGUAGAGAAAGUAGUGGAGAAGAGGUUCAAAAAGAAUUAUCACCCAGCGUGGUCAGCUGCUUUCAUACUCGACCCUCUCUAUCUCAUCCGUGACGCGAGCGGUAAGUAUCUCCCUCCCUUCAAAUGCCUCACACAGGAGCAAGAGAAAGAUGUUGAUAAGCUUAUAACUCGAUUAGUUUCAAGAGAAGAAGCUCACAUUGCUUUAAUGGAGCUCAUGAAAUGGCGCUCUGAAGGUCUCGAUCCUUUAUAUGCACAAGCUGUUCAGGUUAGACAGAGAGACCCUAUUACCGGUAAGAUGAAAAUAGCAAACCCACAAAGUAGCCGGCUGGUUUGGGAAACUUGUUUGAGUGAGUUCAAGUCUUUGGGGAAAGUAGCAGUGAGACUAAUCUUUCUUCAUGCUACUUCCACUGGUUUUAAGUGUAAUUGGAGCUUAUUGAGGUGGGUUUACACGCAUGGGCAUUCGAGGUUGGGAAUGGAGAGAGCUCAAAAGAUGAUAUUUAUAGCUGCUCAUUCAAAGCUUGAGCGUAGAGACUUCUCGAGCGAGGAGGAGAAGGACGCUGACCUCUUUGCGAAUGGUGAGGACGAAGUGCUAAAUGAGGUUUUCGUGGAUCAAUCUGUGUAACAUUUGUAGGAUUUAUUUGAAUUCUUUCUCUUACUCUUCUUUCUUUCUCUUAAUCUUAUGUCUCUGUUGCCCUUUCGUUUAGGGGGUACUUUUUUACUGAUUUAGUUAAUGGGUGGGGAGGAGCCCUAGGCUCUUUGUGAUGUUUAACCAGAGGAGGGAUUGGGGGGUAGGGGGACAAUAGAGCUUUCCCCACCCAAACAUGAUUUUGGGUUUAUUGAGUUUGCUAAAAAACUCCUGUUGUUUAUAGAAACAAACAAGAGAUAGAAUGUUGAAGAAAACAGAUGUAGCCUUUUGAUCCCUAGAGGACAUUAAUAAUAAUUAUGUGGAGGGAAGGUUCUUCCUUGGUUUGA